Messenger RNA from Leptinotarsa decemlineata (Colorado potato beetle), 1889 nucleotides. Its product is annotated as serine protease gd. Gene Ontology annotation, biological process: proteolysis. Gene Ontology annotation, molecular function: serine-type endopeptidase activity. The record is from RefSeq and is a predicted model, not a curated record. NCBI's taxonomy places the organism in Eukaryota, Metazoa, Arthropoda, Insecta, Coleoptera, Chrysomelidae.
UUUGGUUCAGUUUAUCACGAAUUGUCAUCGCAUGUAGAGCAUUUUGUUCCUCCUACCUUGGGCGAAGUGUCAGAUUAACUAAUAUAUAAUUAUCGUGGACGUGUUAUAACAUCAUGUGUUUAUACAAAACUUGCUUAGUGUAAUAAAUGUUUAUUUAUCAUGCAACUUCUGAAGGAGUGAUAUCGUUUGGAAUGGACUAAUAUGUGGAAUUGAUGAUAUAAGCAAUACAUGUACCGCUUCAAAAUGAAUUAUCAGAUUUUGAUCCCACUGGUAUGCAUAUUCAUCACACUUGUUUCAUCGGUAAGAAUUCCACCAAAUCCCUGUCCACAAAUUUUCUCAUAUUACAAGGACAGAAGUGGUCAGCUAUACGGAGAAGCCAUCAUUCCUUACGAUAGAAGUACAACAAUGCAGUUCAGUGUCAAUGCAUCUUUAGCAGCACUUUUCCAAAAAGCCGAAUUGAGGUUAGUUUUGGUUACCACUUUGAAUGAGCUUCAAAGGGCAGAAAGAGUAGUCUACAACGUCUUCUUUCCCUCUCAAGAAAUUAUCCCAAAAAUUACACAAAUUACCUAUAAUGGAAACGUUUUGUGCAGAGGACCACCAGAACCUUUGAUACCAGGAAUUUCAGGUAUUACCAAUAUUUGGUAUACAACCAUUUUUAAAUACACCAGAAGACCAUUCAUCCCUACCACAAACCAAGUUAACGAGGAUCUAGGUACAUCAGAUGCUGAUAUACCAGUGAAAGAUCCAGGUUUUCAAAUGCCUUCCAGAAUUCCGAAUAUUCCAAGACCUGUUCAAAAUCCGAAUGUAAUAGGACCGGUCGAGAUUCCAAGACCUGUUCAAAAUCCGAAUAUAAUAAGACCUGACGAGUUUUCAAGACCUGCUCAGAAUCCAAAUAGUUUGCAACCUGUCCUAAUUGCUCCUAUUCCGUCGGUAGACUCUCAUGCUGAGCCAGAAUCUAUGAAGGACCCUAAGCCCAAUACUCUCAGGCCGAUAGAAAAUGAAUUUCUCAACCCGGUUACCCAAGCGCCAAUAAAAACAAACAAAGAUUUCCAAUGUGGAAUAUCAAACAGCUUGGUUGUACCCCUGAUCUUAGGAGGUUCGAAUGUUGAAGAAGGCGAGUAUCCUUGGCUGACGGCCCUUUUUGCUCUAAGUGGAGAUGGAAAUUAUGAAUAUAAGUGUUCAGCAACUCUCAUAUCUGAGAAACAUGUGAUAACAGCUGGUCGUUGUGUACAAUACUAUAAAAUUCAAGUGGUGAAGACGGAGGAUAUUUUAUUGGUAAUGGGUACCAGUGACUUGAAACAGUGGUCCUCUAAUGGGGCUAUCACAAGGAAAGCUAGAACUGUAGAUACUCAUCCUGAUUUUAAGAAAAAUCCAAAUUCAGCUCAUGCAGAUUUAUCUGUCAUAACUAUGGAUGUACCCGUCAAAUUCUCCAACGUUUUGAAACCAGUUUGCCUAUGGAAAGGCGACACUGACUUGUAUCCAAUUACCAAUAUGAUGGGCACUAUAACUGGCUUCGGCCAAGAUGAAGAUGCCCAGAAAAAUGGAGACUUACAUGUCAUCAAAGCUAGACACACUGAAAUACCCAUCGUGUCACAAUACGAUUGUCUUCUAUCGAGCAUAGCCUUUAACGGUAUCACUUCAGAUAAGACGUUCUGUGCAGGAGGAAAAGGUAGCGGCCCCUGUAUUGGCGAUAGUGGAGCUGGAUUAGUCCUCCCCAUAGAUGGUGUUUACUAUUUACGAGGAAUAGCAUCCCUUUCAUCUGGAAAAAAUGGAACCUGUGAUUAUCAGGAUAAAUAUGCAGUUUUUUGCGAUGUAGCCAAAUUCAUGGACUGGGUUAAGUCUUGUAUGACUAACUGAUUCAAUAGAAUUAUAGAUGAACUUUUUUACUA